UCCCAUUCAGAUUUUUAAGUUCUUUUUAUAUAAUUAGGGUUUUCUAUUUUCCGCUCUGUCGAAUCUUCCAGACCCACCCAAAACCUAAUCCUCACCACUCCAGCCGACUCUCCUCCUCAGCUCAGCUCGCACAAAGCUUCACCGCCCAAUCGCCGAUCAGUUUAUCCGACCGCCGCUCCAUUUUGUUCAUUUUUUGUAUGCAAUGUUGGGUGCUGCUUUGCCAAUAUUUGAGAAGCUCUGGGACCUCAAUGGUGGACUUGCUUUAGCAAAAAUGAAGAAUUUCCUUGAGGGUUAUUGUACCCUGUCAUGAAGAAAUCAACACCAGUUCAAUGCUCAAUCGAUGUGGCCCGCAAGGUGUUGAUUCACGGGAAACUGGAGUGCUAAAAGACCUGCCUAAACUGGUAUAGGGUCGGUCUUGCUGCUUCCAGAUUUUUUCUUUCUACUGGCUCGAAAUCCUUGUCUUUCUCCAGUGGAUUUGUGAUUGUUUCGGUUUCACGGGUUGUAAAGGGGCUUCCACCCCCGUUCAUUGUUGCCUGUGCUUUGGCCCCCAAGAGAACAGAGAGAGCUUGUGCAACCAUUUAUAUGUUUCUCUUUGGAGUUGCACCUCUUGAAGACUAGGAGCAAACUGGGAGUGUCAGGAAACUUGAUGUUCUGAUCUAGCAUGUCAAACAAUCUUCUGUCACCACGGUUGCCAAUAUCAAGCAUGGAAAUGCCUCAGAUGGACCCCAUUUUGAAAGGUAUGGACUCAUCAAUACCAGAAUUUCAAAUGGCAGGGAUGAGUUCUGUAUCUAGUAACCCAGAGUCACAGAACCUUUCAGUAUCAAAUCAGCAAAUGGAACUGAUGCUGGAUCCUGUGCCUGACAAUCCUGGGUCACAUGGCUUAUCAAUGUCAUACUUCCAAAUGGGACACAUUGCUAAUGCGAAUGGGAAUCUUGGUUCACCGAAAAUUUCAACACCUAGCAAUCAACUGGGAGAGCUUGGAUCAUUGGCCAACGAUUCACAUCAGUUGUCAACAAUAAAGCGAAAGGCAACAUUGGAACCCAUGACUAAUAAUCCAGAGGCACCUCAGUUGUCAAUGCCAAACAAGCGUGUGGCAUAUAUGGAACAUAGACCAUGGCUGCAGCAAGGGCCUGUAUCAAACAGAAGAGCUGUAGAAAUGGGAUCUGUGCACAAUGCUCCAGGAUCACCUCGUUUGCCAGCUGCAAAUAAGAAAAUGGUAAAGCUGGAGUCCAUGGAGGCUGCGCAAAAUGUGCCAGGAUCUCCUCAUUCGCCAGUGCCGAAUAAGAAAAUGGUAAAGAUGGAAUCCUUUUCUGGUAGGUCUGGGUCUCAGCGGUCUUCUAGUCAAAAGAAUCAAACACCGCGGAUACAACCAACUCGAAAGCUUCAAAAUGAAUCAUUUGAGUCCGUAAGGUCCAAGAUGAGGGAAUCGUUAGCGGCUGCAUUGGAAUUGGUUAAUCAGCAGCAAGAUAAAUAUGUGGAUUCUAGAAAGAAGUCUCAGGGGGAGGCUGGAGCAAUUCAGGAGCAAACACAGGAAGCUCCCCAACCUGGCUCUCAUCCUUUUAAACCUGAAUCUGAAGAGCCUAAGGAGAAUUCUCCAUCCGCUGAAACUUGUUCUAUUAUGAAAACUAAUGAUGAAGGUGCAGGCCAAAGACAUUUGGCUGAUGCAACUACAAAUGUUUCCACAUUGACCUCAAUAUGCGAUGGGAAUGAAUUCCAGUCAAGUAAUAUUUUUCCUCAUGAAAAUGUUUCAUUUAGUGACAACUUGUUUGUCAAAGAUGAACUUUUGCAGGGAAAUGGGCUGUCCUGUUUGGAUUCUGAAAUGGAAAUGGAAGGAAGGAAGGAAAUUCAACCUGCUGAAGAAGAGAUGUUGGAUCUUGAGGAAAUGGGUGGACCCCCAGAAGAACAAGUAGUUCAGUCUCCAGAAGAGUUAGCCUUUAGAAUUGAAGCAGAACUAUUCAAACUAUUUGGAGGUGUGAAUAAGAAGUAUAAAGAGAAGGGAAGGUCCCUUUUGUUCAAUCUAAAAGAUCGUAAUAAUCCAGAACUAAGGGAGAGAGUUAUGUCUGGAGAAAUACCUCCAGAACGAUUAUGUUCAAUGACUGCAGAAGAACUUGCUUCAAAGGAGCUUUCUGAAUGGCGGAUGGCAAAGGCUGAAGAGCUAGCACAAAUGGUUGUUUUACCAGAUUCGGAAGUUGAUAUGAGACGUUUAGUGAAAAAAACACAUAAGGGUGAAGUUGAAGUUGAACAAUAUGAUAGUGCUUCAGUUGAUAUCCCACUGGAUGCAACAUCACAUAAUCAUAGUGAACCAAGAAGCAAGGAGACAGAAGUGUCUACCCCUUCAAAACCCAAUAAACCCAAGGACAAAGUGAAUGCUGCAGGUGAGAAGAGUAAUACUGAAGACAGAAGUGUCUACCCCUUUACCAUUCCUUCUACUGAAGCUACUGAUUUAAUGCAAGGCCUUAUGGUGGAUGAUGGAUUGAAGGAUCUUCCUCCAAUUGUCUCCCUAGAUGAGUUCAUGGAAUCCUUGGACACAGAACCACCAUUCGAGAUUCUCCCUGAGAAAGUUACACCCACCUCAGACAGGGAUGACUCCGAGACAGUCUCUGAAUCGAAGUCUUCAGUACCAAGUCCCAAAGAUACCGUUAACGCCUCUCCACAGAAGGUUGAUGAUAGUUGCACAACAGAUACAAAGUCAGAUGCUGACUUGAAAACUGGUGGCAACAGUCCUGAAAAAUCAGUAUCUAGACUAGUUGGCACACCGAAGGGUGAACGUGUUUGGAGUGGUUCCCUGCAACUGAAUCUUUCACCCAUGGCCUCUGUUAUCGGAAUCUAUAAAAGCGGUGAAAAAACCACAGCAAAAGAGUGGCCUGAUUGUCUUGAUAUCAAGGGAAGAGUCAGACUCGAUGCUUUUGAGAAGUUCCUGCAAGAGCUGCCACAAUCCCGAAGUCGUGCAGUCAUGGUCGUGCAUUUUGUUCCGGAUGAGGGGUCGUCGGAAACGGAAUGUGAAAGCAUUCGUGAGGUGGCUGAGUCGUACGUAACGGAUGAGAGAGUCGGUUUUUCUGAGCCGUGUUCGGGCGUGGAAAUUUAUUUUUGCCCUCCCCAUAAUAAAACCGUAGACAUGCUCAGCAAGAUUAUUGACAAGGGGCACGUUGAGGCACUUAACACUAUUGAUAAUGGCCUCCUCGGUGUUAUUGUCUGGAGAAAAUUAACUUCGCCGAAAUCCUCUCACCACAAACACAUUUCGAAAAAGCAACAGUUUUCUGCUACUACUACUACUACUACUACAUCUUCUAGGAGACAGCAGCACGAUACCAACUACACAUCUAAGCCGGCUCAGUCCCGGCCCUUACCUCCCACCCACACUACACCUGCACAGGAUGACAAUGACGACGACGACGAUGAUGUUCCUCCCGGGUUUGGCCCUGGUGCUUCUCGGGACGAAGAUGAUCUCCCUGAAUUCAAUUUCACUGGUGGGUCGAAUCAGUUUUCUGCCCAGAGGCCCUCAUCUAGGGGGCCUGGAAUGGCGGCGCCACCCUUGUACCCCAAGUCCCAUACCCCUUCUCGCCCUGUAGAUCAAAUGAGAGAGCUGAUACAAAAAUAUGGACAAAACAAUAGUGUUAGUAGUAGUAGUAAUACGUUUCAUCAGGCAAGUAGUGUUGCAGUUCAUCCGUGGAAUGACGAUGACGAUGACAUCCCGGAGUGGCAGCCUAAUGUACCUUCCCAACCCCAAACUCAGUACCAGCGUUUGCAACCGCGGCCGCCGCUGAACAGUUACCAGCAACAAAUGCCGGCAGCCCAUAUGAGUUUAGCAAACCAGCCGCAGUCUCUUCAACCGAUGGCACCCAACGUACAAAAUUCUAAUGUUCCUAUGCAGCAAGGCUGGUGGGCUCCGCCACCACCGGCGCAGAGAGCUGGUCAGUUUUAUGGCGAACCAGAUAGAGGAACGGCUGCUCAGCCGGGGAUAGCCUGGCGGCAAAAUGUUCCUAAAAGUAGAGGGUUUUGAUUUUAUUUUAUUCUUUCCCUUUGUUUUUUUUUCUGUGUUUUUGUAAAUUAAAUCGUUUCCUUAGUAGUGUCAGGGAUAUUUUUCCUUGUGUAAGCGUUUUCCAAACACAAACGUGAGCUUUAAGCUUUGCUAGUGUUGUUAGACAAAGUAACCAUAAACCAAAACUAGGCAUUUAGCUGCACAACAUUUUUUAAACAUUCAAGUUAUUCUUUCGUUUAA
Molecule: messenger RNA, 4219 nt
Organism: Malus domestica (apple)
Lineage: Eukaryota; Viridiplantae; Streptophyta; Magnoliopsida; Rosales; Rosaceae
Source: RefSeq, a predicted model, not a curated record